Molecule: messenger RNA, 939 nt
Organism: Papaver somniferum (opium poppy)
Lineage: Eukaryota; Viridiplantae; Streptophyta; Magnoliopsida; Ranunculales; Papaveraceae
Exons: 2
Coding region: 1-939 (312 amino acids)
Source: RefSeq, a predicted model, not a curated record
AUGCAAGGUCUCACUUCUAUGUUACAACAAAACCAACAAAAGACCGACUCGGCAAUCAAGGCUUUGGAAACUCAAACGGGACAAUUGGCGACCGAUAUAAACUUAAUGAAAGCUCAAAUAUCCACAACACUCCCUUCACAACCAUUCGUGAAUCCAAGAGAGAGUGUUAAUGCGAUUACCUUGAUGAGUGGAAAACAAGUGGAGCAACCAAAUCAACACGAUAAGGUGCAUGAAGAGUUAGUCGAAGACAAAGAGGAAACCACGCCAAAGGAGAAUUCCAAGGAGCCGGUUCCUACUUUCACAACUCCAUCCCCGUUUCCUAGUCGAUUUGCUAAGUCGAAGAAAGAGUUGGAAUACAAGGAUAUUUGGGACAUUCUUAAGAAAGUACAAGUCAAUAUUCCACUCAUUGAAGCUAUUCGUCAAAUUUAUCGUUGUGCAAAGUUCUUAAAGGAGUUGUGCAUGAAGAAGAAAAGGUUAAAAGGGAAUGAAGUCAUGAGUGUGGGGGAGAAUGCCUCGACUUUCAUUCUCAAACUCCCACCUAAAUUGAGAGACCCCGAUAGUUUCACUAUACCUUGCACAAUGGGUAAAACAAGGUUUACUCGAGCUUUGCUAGAUUUGGGAGCAUCGGUUAAUGUUAUGCCUUCCUCGAUUUAUGAUUCUUUGAAUCUUGGUCCUUUUAAAGAGACCGGGGUUAAUGAGCUUGCAUUCUCGGACGAUUUCUAUGUCUUAGACAUGAAUGAUGAUAAUUCUUCAAAGUAUAAACCUUUGAUAUUGGGUAAACCAUUUUUGAGUACCGCUGGAACGAAGAUUGAUGUCCAAAAUGACACCUUGACCUUGGAGUUUGAUAGUGCAGUCAUCCACUUCAAUAUCUUUGAGACAAUGAGAUACCCAAGUGAUGUGAAGUCAAGUUUUCCCGUUAAAGAGAUUGAUGCGGGCUAA